UGACAGAUUCGACGCCGAUGCUAAUCAGUUUACCGAGUAUAUAUCAUACACAAAUCACCAAAAUCCUAUCAAUGCAGUAUGAUAUAUUGACUCUAUAUUUAUUUGGGAAAAAGACAAGCGGAAUCAGUAUUAGUUCAUUCUAUCAUGGCUCCUCCUAGUGAUAAAAAACUUCCCAGGGAAGAUGCACAUGACGCCACGAUGGAUGUUGCCAAGGGCUCAGUCCACGCCCAUACAGAAUAUGACGAGUACCUUGAUCUAUGCCGGGAAUUCACAGGUCACCGUCUCCAGAAACUCAUUCGCAAGGUUGACUGGCAUGUACUCCCCCAGCUGAUAAUUAUUUAUCUUAUGUCAUACAUCGAUCGUACAAACGUUGGUAAUGCAAAACUCUUCGGUGCUAUUCCGGACAUGGGCAUGACAGGUCAAGACUGGAACACGGCUCUCUCUGUCUUCUUUGUCACCUACGCUGCAGGUGGUGUCCCCUCGAACAUUGCUCUCAAACGAUUUGGCCCCAAGAUUUGGCUCCCUGUACUCUUGGGGUUUGUUUCCCUGGUGCUAAUAUUCUCCUCGAUGCAAAAUAACAGACCCGGAUGGAUCGCUUUCCGAGUUUUGCUGGGAUGGUUUGAAGCAGGAAUUUUUCCUGGAUGCUCUUUCGUCUUGACCUAUUGGUAUUCACCCGCUGAGAUUCACUCUCGCAUGACAAUAUUUUAUUGUGGUGCAUCUGCCGCAGGUGCUUUUUCUGGCCUAUUGGCUUAUGGUAUUGGGCACCUUGACUACACGUGGGGAUUCCGCGGUUGGCGUUUCAUCUACUGUAUCGAAGGCCUCUUUUCGCUUCUUCUUGCCAUUGCUGGGUUCUGGGUUCUCAAUGACACACCGGCCAAGAUCACCAAAUGGCUCACAACGGAGGAGAAGAGGUUCCUGAUCCUGCGUAACCGCUAUGCAGCUGGUGGAGAGACCGGUAUUGCAGAGAAGGAGGAAUUCUCGUGGAAGGCAGCGAGGGAAGCUUUCACAUCGUUUCACAUAUACGCAGUUGCACUCAUGGAAUUCACUCUCUGCGUUACAGUAUAUGGUUACUCCUUCAUCUUGCCAACAAUCAUCAGUAACCUCGGUUACACCGCCGCCAACGCCCAAGCUAUGACUGCCCCACCUUAUAUCUUCGCAUGCAUCGUCACGGUAUUCUCGGGCUGGGCGGCGGAUCGAUACAAACAGAGAAUGCUCUCAGUCGUUUUACCCAACACUUUGGCUGCAUGCGGCUUUGUCAUCAUGAUGGUGACUUCGCGAUACUCUCAUCUUCCUGGAGUGACACUGCUUGGAGUAUUCCUCACCACGGCUGGCCUCUAUCCAAUCUCUCCAGCCGUUACAGCCUGGAUUGCACUCAAUUGUGCUGGUUCGAUGAAGCGGGCUGUUGGCAUUGGGGCCAUGAUUUCAUUCUCUCAACUUGGAGGGAUCGUUGGGUCCAAUAUCUAUAUAGCAAGUCAAUCGCCAACGUACCCCGUUGGUUUUGGGAUCUCCCUAGGAAUGCUUGUGGCUUUCGGUAUUAUCUGGCCCAUCGUUUACUACUUCAUCUUGAAGGGCAUUAAUAAGAAGCGAGGUGCGAUUCCUAUUGAGGAGGUUCAGGCCAACUACUCCGAGCAGGAACUUUCAAAGAUGGGUGAUCGAAGUCCUUUGUUCAGAUACUCAACAUAAGGGUCACAGAGGUUAGACGAGGCUUGUGGCUAAAACGUCAGCACUUGAUUUAGCUAGACUUUAUGCUUUGUAAACCCUUUAAUAACAC
Messenger RNA from Fusarium redolens, 1771 nucleotides. Its product is annotated as major facilitator superfamily domain-containing protein. The transcript has 14 exons. Gene Ontology annotation, molecular function: transmembrane transporter activity. Gene Ontology annotation, cellular component: membrane. The coding region runs from base 145 to 1683 and encodes 512 amino acids. NCBI's taxonomy places the organism in Eukaryota, Fungi, Ascomycota, Sordariomycetes, Hypocreales, Nectriaceae. Gene Ontology annotation, biological process: transmembrane transport. The record is from RefSeq and is a predicted model, not a curated record.